CCCUGGUAUUUCCCACCAGACCCACGCACGGUCUCACUAGUGUGCAAAGCCACCCCCACCCGCCACUCUGCUUCUUCUUCGCCGUCACAGUAAACAAUUUGAAAUUUGCAUUUAUUCGCUACUUAGUUGCCAUUCAUCCGGCAAAUUGCACGACAAAAGAAGCGCUAAAUUGAGUAGUUGCGGCGUGCACAGCAAGUACAAGCGGUACCACAAACGCAUAGCGAAAAACCAAACAGAGAGCGGACAAACAAAUCAACUUUUUUGCAAAUUGGAAGAGUGCCAAAAAACGGCGAGCGAAAUAAAAAAAGUGAACAUUUGAACCGCAUUACGAAGCAAAAAGUGAAGCGAACAGCUGGCGGAUCAGCACAACCAGCAACAACAACAGCAGCAGCGAGCCGCAAUAAACCGGCAACAGCUGAAAGCUACUGCUUACGUAAGCCGCUCGUAAUUACAAGCAGUUAGGCCAGUGGAUCAGCAGCCAACAUGUCGCAGGUAUCAACCCUUAUCGAUGUGGACAAGCCGCUCUUCGAUCUCAGCACCUUCGCUGGACGCUUCCAGUACUUCGCCUGGAUGACGGAUCCCCGGACCGUAGUCCUCUCCAGCGAUCGCCUGCUGGAAGCCAAAACCAUGGUUGAACGCUACCGGAAAGGCGAGCAAUCGGAGCAGUUGAAGUCGGAGCAGGUGCACUACAACAUGAAGCUAUACAACUCGGCCUUUCAUCCGGAUACUGGCGAGCUGCAGAACUUUUGCGGUCGCAUGAGUUUUCAGGUACCCGGGGGCAUGCUGAUCACCGGUGGCAUGUUGGCCUUCUAUCGCACCGUGCCCGCCGUGGUGCUCUGGCAGUUCAUCAACCAGUCCUUCAACGCUGUUGUCAACUACACGAAUCGCAAUGCCAAUUCGCCCACCAGCGUUACGCAGCUGGGCGUGGCCUAUGUAUCCGCCACGACUUCGGCUCUAGUAGCAGCUAUUGGCUGCAAGAACUAUUGGUCGAAGAAAGCGACACCGCUGUUCCAAAGAUUUGUGCCCUUCGCGGCUGUGGCGGCGGCCAAUUUCGUCAACAUUCCUCUGAUGCGACAAAAUGAGAUACUCAAUGGCAUAGAGGUGAAAAACGGCGAGGGAGAGGUUGUGGGCCAGAGUAGAUUGGCAGCCAUCAAGGGAAUAGGUGAGGUUGUUGUGUCCAGGAUUGCGAUGGCGGCGCCCGGAAUGCUGGUGCUGCCCUUGAUAAUGGAGAGGCUGGAGAAACUACCUGCCUACAGGCGCAUCAAGUGGAUUAAUGCUCCAUUCCAGACCCUAUUGGUUGGGUGCUUCCUUUGCUUCAUGGUGCCCACUGCCUGCGCCCUGUUUCCACAGCAGUGUUCCUUGGACACUUCGAUUAUGCGCACCUUCGAGCCCGAACUUUACGAGGACCUCGAGAAGAAAACUCAGGGUAAUGUGCCCAAGCGUGUCUACUUCAACAAGGGUCUGUAAGAUCGAGCUGAUAAUAAUCCUGAAAUUGAGGGAAGACAAUUGUGUGUUAGUGGUAGCCGUUCUCGUCAUGUUUUAUGUAGCAUUUACUGUUUUAGAUCGCGCAAUUUUGCAGUUGCAGUUGUUCCUUGUCAUGUGUCAAUUGUCGUAGUUGCUAAGCUAAAAAGAAUCUCAGCUCUAUUUAAAUAUAAUGUUCGAGCCUGCUAGGGUUUUCAAAUUGUGAUCUUAUAUAAUUUAACAGUGCAGCAGGGAAAAACUGUUUAUAGUUUGGAUUUCUUAUUUAUCAAGUGACUUUAAUACCCGAAAAAUGUAUUUGCUCAUAUAGAAAACCAUGGCAGGACUAGCACUUAAUGGUUAUAAAUAUUCAUAUAUGUAUGUCCUA
Molecule: messenger RNA, 1846 nt
Organism: Drosophila erecta
Lineage: Eukaryota; Metazoa; Arthropoda; Insecta; Diptera; Drosophilidae
Gene: Sfxn2
Product: sideroflexin-2
Exons: 5
Coding region: 484-1467 (327 amino acids)
Biological process (GO): monoatomic ion transport; serine import into mitochondrion
Cellular component (GO): mitochondrial inner membrane
Molecular function (GO): monoatomic ion transmembrane transporter activity
Source: RefSeq, a predicted model, not a curated record